GGACUGAUGAUUGCACGCUCACCAAACAUCCUGCUCAGCUCAUCAUUCCGAUUAGCUUCUGGCUGCGAUGACUCAGAAGGCCUGCGUGCCACAUCAACACUCGUAGAUAUUCGGCUUGAUUAGCACUAUCGAGCUUCCCCCACUCGCGGUCGGUCCCCUCGUUUGCAGCUGCUGGCCCCCUCCUCCCUCCCCUCCCUCUGAUGGCUUCCAUCGCGCCCCUGGCGCGGUCUGCGACUCCAACGACCUUUGCUCGGAGCUACAUUCCCACAGCCAGCACCAGCUAUCGGCCCGCAGCCACUCACGUCAUUGCAUGUCGCUGCCGGCCUAGCGCCUCGCAGGCUCAAAGGGUUGCGAGCUAUGUUCUGGGCCCUCGCUUGUAUGCGAACAGCGCAAUCGAUCGCCAUGCCCAGGGCUUCACGUCACGAGUAGGCCUGCCUUGCGCGGACGCUCUUCCGCUGCGCUCGUUCAGCGGAAGGCGAGACAGCAGGAAGAAGGAUAGAGGGAAGCAGACGACUGAUGCAAGCUCUGCAACGACUAGCUUCGAGCUCUCCGCGAGGUGUCAGAGAGGAGAGACAGCAAAACAAGGUGCACUUUACUCUUCUUGGAGCUUGAUAGAUCAGCCACCCCAAGAGGCGCGAAAGGCAAGGGCUGAGCCUCGCCCCGUGCCGAUGGCAAAGUCCAUCACCUUCAAUAGUCAAAGCGCGUUGGGUCGUCGAUACCGUCAUGAGUCUGUGUCGAGGCUGCUCCACCCAGCGCACAAGGCACUCUUCUCUACGAGUUCCAGACAGAGGGAUGCGACUCUGGCACCUGCCUCCUUGCCUCAGCCCUUGCCCUUGCGAUGCACCAUCCUGGACGCCAAGGGAAGCGUAGAGGUUGUGUCAGGAUCUUUCUCCAGAGCUUCCCUCUGCGCUCAGCACAAGCUGGAAGCCAGAGACCUCAGAAAGGUGGAUAGCCGAGUACCCAACGUGGUGCCCACUAUCUUGGUCAGGGGGGAGGCGUUCUUGGUGAACAUCCUCCACAUCAGGGCGCUCGUCAAGAAGGAUCAGGUGCUGCUCUUUGAUAGCUACGGCUCGACGGACACCGCGCUACACAGUGCCUUUAUCUAUGCGCUCCAGCACAAUUUGUCUCUGCAGCCUCCUCACUCCACGCUUCCCUACGAAUUCAGAGCGCUCGAAUCAAUCCUUUCAUCCGUGCUCUCUGCGCUCUCUUCUGAACUUGGAGUACUUCGGAAUCUUAUCACAGACCUGCUCGAGGCGCUGGAAGAAAAUAUCGACAGAGAAAAGCUGCUCAGUCUGCUUCUCUACACUCGAAAGCUCCGAGCGUUUCUAGCGAGAUGCAGAGGCUCGGAGAGAUGCAUUAUGGAUGUACUCGAGGAAGAUGAAGACAUGGAGGCCAUGUACCUCACCCACUCUCGCCGGAAUACGGGCGAACACCUUGAGCUGCAGCUCCUGCUCGAGUCCUUUGACCAUCAGCUGGAAGAAUUGAUAGCGCAGAGCGAGGCCAUGUCGAGCAACAUCGACGGCACGAGGGAGAUUAUCGACUUGAUUCUCGACAAUAAUCGCAAUCAGCUGCUCACUCUGGAUUUGAGGACAUCCAUCGGAAUGCUCGGCAUCAGCGUUGGGACGUUGUGGGCGGGCUUGUUUGGCAUGAACUUGAUGAGCGGGUACGAGGAACACCCAUUCGCUUUCUACGCCACCAGCUCUGUAGCUUUCAUCUCUGCUGUCGUCGUGGGCUCGUUCGGAAACCGGAUACUGAACAAGACCAGACGGGUUGGCCUGGCCAUGCGCACUCGUCCAAGUGUUGGCAAGAGCCUGUUGCCUGGGUGGUUGCACGGGGUGGCGUCUUCGCGCAGCGCAGCAGCAAUGAGGAGAGAAGAAGCAUGGAUGGAAGCCCUCAGCUCUCAUUCAAAUCACGCAAUUUCGCCUUCGGAUGCUUUGGAAGGACACGGAUAUGGAGGCAGUAGUGCUUUGAACAACAGCACUGCUCAGCAUGGCGCACUACCGACUGCUGCCCAGUCCUCGUACACCUCAUCCGGCGCGUCGCUCAGCUCAAGCUCCGCACCGGAUGCUGUGCCAAUGGAUAGUGCGGGUCCUAAUCCUUUCGGCACAGCCGUCCCCUCCCCGCCCUCUUUGCCAAGCUCGGACCACACAAGAACGGGGCCAUUGUACGACGCAGCCUCAUCUUCCUCUUUUUCCCGCAAAGCGGGAAAGACGGCCAAGAAGGCAGACAAGACUGCUCUUGGCGGCCCUCGUCCGGGCACGAACGCUUUGGACACCAAGAGCGAGGAACCCCUCAAGCCUUGGAGACCGUUCACGAAGGGCAGCGAGUGAAUCGCACUCAUAGGUCCAAAGACCGAGAAUACACGAAGUCACAGCGGAGUCACACUGUUUGCUCUGCAAGCGCCCCAGCCUCGCCCGGCUCAGCUCUAUAUCGUCCGAAUCUCAACCUGUUCAGCUGUCCUCUUCCAUGUCGCCGACUAAUCUCUUUCACAUUACUAUUCACGCUUGGGAUAUGCAUAGAAAUUCUGCAUUGCGAAGGGCAAAGUCGAGGCCACUGGCUCAAAACGGCUGCCGUGAAUGCGCUCGCACCAGUCCUUCUUUGCGACUGCAAACGAAUCGAACCAGAUCACGAGGUUUUGGCACAGCGCAAUGCAAUGCUCCAGUGAAAGCGAAGGGAAUGAGAGUCGGGCUUCAUGCACUAUGGUAGAAGAGC
Messenger RNA from Ceraceosorus guamensis, 2712 nucleotides. RefSeq names its product cora-domain-containing protein. Gene Ontology annotation, cellular component: mitochondrial inner membrane. The coding region runs from base 201 to 2330 and encodes 709 amino acids. Gene Ontology annotation, molecular function: magnesium ion transmembrane transporter activity. The transcript is spliced from 2 exons. Lineage: Eukaryota; Fungi; Basidiomycota; Exobasidiomycetes; Ceraceosorales; Ceraceosoraceae. The record is from RefSeq and is a predicted model, not a curated record. Gene Ontology annotation, biological process: mitochondrial magnesium ion transmembrane transport.